Messenger RNA from Nerophis lumbriciformis (worm pipefish), 1661 nucleotides. RefSeq names its product syntaxin 19 (gene stx19). Gene Ontology annotation, molecular function: SNAP receptor activity; SNARE binding. Gene Ontology annotation, cellular component: presynaptic active zone membrane; SNARE complex; endomembrane system. Lineage: Eukaryota; Metazoa; Chordata; Actinopteri; Syngnathiformes; Syngnathidae. The record is from RefSeq and is a predicted model, not a curated record. Gene Ontology annotation, biological process: exocytosis; synaptic vesicle fusion to presynaptic active zone membrane; intracellular protein transport.
GUGGAACUUUUCCUACGAGUGGCGACAUUGGAGGGCUUCUUGUGACAAUGUAAGAUCCUAAUAUGAGCUUCUUCUGUGGAUUAGACCCUUGGAUAAAUAUGGAUUAGACCACUCAACGAUGGAGUAGGCCUACUGAGAGUACAAAGGGCAAUCCUUGGCGAGGAUCCUCCGCAAUGAAGGACCGCCUAAAAGACCUACGGGAGCGGACUCAGGAGUUGCCUGACACAGGAAGUGCGAGUUCCACAUCGGAGGAGGAGGGUCACCAUGACGACUCGGUGGCGGUGGAGGCCAUCACGCCGCAGGCUGUUCUGUUUGAGGAGGAACCCGUCAUUGGCAACUUCCUGUCCCAAGUUCAGCUAAUCCGGAAUGAUAUCAGCACCCUGGAGACGGAGGUUCUCAAGUUCAACCAGCAGCAGAAGAUGUUGGUUGCAACCAUGCGGCGUUUUAGCAUCAUCAAGAAGGAAAGCAGCAUUACGAGGGACAUCAAACUCCGAGCUGAGAGCCUUCACCGACGUCUGGAAACUCUUUCAAAACAAGUCCAAAAAGCAGAAGAGGAGCAGGGACCCACGGCCGUCACCACCAGAAUACAACGUUCCCAGCACACCGCCAUGUACUCCAAAUUCCAGCAGGUGAUGCGGCAGUAUAACGAAGGCUUGUUGACCAAGCAGGACCGCUGUAAGCACUUCAUCAUCCGGCAGCUGGAGGUGUCGGGAAGGGACGUGACCGAAGGGGACGUGAACGACAUGGUGGCGACGGGGAAAUGGGAGGUCUUCAACGAGAACCUGCUGAACGACGCCAGGAUCACCCGCUCCCAACUCUCUGAGAUCGAACAGCGGCACAAGGAGUUGUUGAGCCUCGAGAGCAACAUGAUGGAGCUGAGGGACCUCUUCAUGGACAUCUUCAUGUUUGUAGAGGAACAAGGCGCCUACAUCGAGCACAUUCAGACCAACGUAGAACAGACCCAGGAUUACGUGGCGGCGUCCAACGAGAAGUUCAAGUUGGCCGCCAGGUACAAGAAGAAGAACCCUCUCCGUCAGAUCUGCUGCUGUUGCUGCCCUCCCUGGAAAUGCUGCGUGUGAAGUUGUGCGGAUUGGAACCGAGUGCUGGUGUUUCAAAUGUCUCCCUCACCUGUUGGGAGUAAACAACAUUGGACUCAAGUGCCAUUAAAGUGAAGGUUAUGGUCACUGUUGAACACAGCAACGGCCAAGACAGAUCCAGCAGAGCAUAGAAAACAAUUAAGGGGGAGGCCAGGAAUUGGUUUUUUUUGAGGCACUUAUUUCUUUGAAGAGAGUGUGAAGUGACUGCUAUUGGAAGAGACAGUUCAGUGAGUGCUCCUCGCCAACAUGGCGGCGUAUCCGUGACCUUCACUGUCAUCUGAGAGAGGUUACAAAUAAGACUACUACCUCUGCAACUGUCACUGCUUCAUCACAAAUUCCAAUCUUCUGAACUUUCUCUUUGUCUGCCAAAAGUAUGUUUUUUAUGUCCAGACAUUGCACUUUAAGCUUUAAAAUGUGUGUGGGUAGUCGUAUGACAGCAUAUUAGGUAGCAGUGACGUGCAGUCACUGGAGGGAGGUGUUUGUUAUGCGGGAUUAAUUUGUGGCAUAUUAAAUAUAAGCCUGGUUGUGUUGUGGCUAAUAAAGUAUAUAUAUGUCUUGUGUUUA